This is a messenger RNA of Anopheles coluzzii, 1837 nucleotides long. RefSeq lists its product as uncharacterized. Gene Ontology annotation, cellular component: extracellular exosome; Golgi apparatus; plasma membrane. Gene Ontology annotation, biological process: negative regulation of amyloid precursor protein biosynthetic process. Gene Ontology annotation, molecular function: amyloid-beta binding. The transcript is spliced from 3 exons. The record is from RefSeq and is a predicted model, not a curated record. The coding region runs from base 405 to 1364 and encodes 319 amino acids. NCBI's taxonomy places the organism in Eukaryota, Metazoa, Arthropoda, Insecta, Diptera, Culicidae.
AUGUGACGUCCAUUUUUCAUUCGCUUCGCCGUUCCUUCGUCGGGCACGAAAAGUUGUGUGAGGAAAAGCUAAAAACAUUCCAUCGACUCCAUUUCCAAAGUGCAGUUGGGAUUUUGGUUGUGUGCUACGAAAGUUUCAUUUUCCCCGUAGUUGAUUGCAAAAGUAGCUCGCGCUAGUGUGGGUGUGUGUGUGCAUUAGAACCAGAAUAUUUCCGACUCAAUUGUCCAGCAGAGGAGCGAAAAAGAGAAGAAACGAACGAAGGGAGUGGAUAACAAUUUCACAACAAAGGCGGCGGUCAAGUUUUUCCCCGAGUUUGCCGUCUGUAGCAGACACACACGCACGCACGCGCUCGUUCGACAGUGUGUAUUGGGUUGAAAAUUCGUGCGGCAAAGUAAAGCGCAAAAAUGGUCGUCGUCACUAAGCCGGCGCUGAAAAAGGUGGAAAAGUCGAUUCUGCCCUUGGUGCACCCACACCCGGACGCCGCCCCGACCGCUCCGGCCGACGAUGGCAACAAUUCGACCGCCUCGAACAUCAUUCUGCUGCGCCGCGGCCGCCAGCUGAAGCCGGCCACCGCCGCGAUCCUGCUGCUGGUCGCCCUGCUCGGCUUCUCGAUGGGUACGAUCGGCGGCCUGUUCUACUAUCGGCAGUACGCGCAGGCCCGCAACCACAUGCGCUACCACGGCUUCUGCAAGAUCCCGUACGAUGCGAGCAACUUCGAGUCGCUGUACCGCUCGAUGAAUGCCGAUCGCGAUACCGAGCUGCUGCGCCAGUUCCGCAUCUUCGAGAUGCCGCGUGCGCUGAACCAGGACGCCUCCGGCUCGGACGAUUCGCAGUCGAACGAGAACGGCGCCAGCAACAGCGACAACGGCAACAACGCGGACGAGUUCUUCCGCGAGGAGUUUGAGCUGGGCCUGUCCGACGAGGAGAACUACUCGAAGAUCGAUGUGCCGGUGUUCCGCGGCCAGCGGCCGGCCCGCUUCCUGCACGACUUCACCUUCAACCAGUCGGGCAUCAUCGAUAGUGUGGCGCGCCGCUGCUUCAUCAUGCCGCUCGAUCGUGAAACGGUGCUGCCACCGCAGUCGCUGCGCGAUCUGGUGAUGAAGAUGCAGCUCGGCUACUACAACAUCGACACGAGCGUGCUGAAGAAGACGAUGCGCGUGGUGACGCCCGAGCUGACCGACUUUACCGACGUGUCGCCCCGCAUCACCAAGGAGUGCGUGGACAUGAAGAUCUACCAGCUGGAGAAGGUCGUCACUGGUGUGUACAAGCGUUCCACCGACAUUCAGGAGCGUGCCAAGUUUGCCGAGUUCGGCGGUAACCACAUCUCGCUCAUCGACAUCGCCAACCUGGACGAGCUGAACUAGAAUAGUGGUGACGGUGUGGAAGGGAUUGUAUUAUUGUAGGGGGGAGGAUCGCCGCACGGGGAAGGAGGGAAGCAGACACACAAUGAACGACUUUGCGCAAAACGGAACGCAUUUGUGGUGUGUCUGUGGGGGAUGAGCGUUGUUCCUAGUGUGUGUGUGUACGAGCGCGCAGAAGGGAAAUAGAAAAGGAUAGUAUUUUAUGUGUUUUUUUUUUUGUUCAGAAUAUUCAGUAAAUGACACAUUAAUGCAAGUAUUAGUACACACGGCAAAAAGAGCGGGGGAGCGGGCAAGGGUAGGAGAGGAAGCCACAUGGCUCCUACUCUUUGUUUUGCAUGUACUGUGGUGUUUUUUCGGGUGAGAAUGCAAUGCCCCCCCCCGGCGACAGUUUAAAGGGGCAAAUGUUGAAACCAUAUAGAUUACACUCUAAUGGCCUCUAAAGCAACGACUUUUUAUCUGUAUUUCUGUGUGUCUGU